AGUCACUAACACUAGUUCGUCCAAAAAAAAGUUUGUCACUCUAGCGAUGGAGCUCUUACUUCGCCUCGCCGCAGUGGCACUUGUGGCGGCCGCUUUCGUCGCCGCAGACGGGACUGGGACGCUCUCGCCUUCUUUCUACGACGCCACCUGCCCCGGACUGCAGCCUGCCGUGCGCCGCGGCGUCGCGCAAGCCGUGAAGAAGGAAGCACGCAUGGGCGCCUCUCUCCUCCGACUCUUCUUCCACGACUGUUUCGUCCAAGGGUGCGACGCGUCCAUCCUUCUUGACGACACCGCAAACUUCACCGGCGAAAAGAGCGCGGCGCCCAACGCCAACUCACUGCGCGGAUACGAAGUCAUCGACGCCAUCAAGGCGGAGGUGGAGGCUUCCUGCAAGGCGACCGUCUCCUGCGCCGACAUCGUCGCCCUCGCCGCCCGUGACGCUGUUAACCUGCUUGGAGGGCCGUCCUGGCCGGUGCUGCUAGGACGCCGGGAUGCUCUCAUGACGACCAAGGCAGCGGCAGAAGAUAGUUUGCCAAGCCCUACUUCGCGACUUCCCCAACUACUCCACUCCUUCAGCAAGAAGGGGCUCAACGCCCGGGAUCUCGUCGCUCUCUCCGGUGCUCACAGCGUAGGAAUGGCGCACUGCUCCAACUUUCGGGAACAUGUCUACAAAGACACCAAGAUCAACAUGACCUACGCUGCACAGCUCCGCGCCAAGGUCUGCCCGUUCGUCGGCGGCGACGACAACCUCGCGCCCCUUGAGUUGCAGAAACCGGACAAGUUCGACAACGGCUUCUUCAACGACGUCAUCACUGGCCAAGUUCUUCUCCGGACGGAUCAAGAGCUGCUCGGCAGCAGCGGCAGCCACGGGACCACUGACGCACUCGUCCGGGAGUACGCCGCCAACGCAGAUAGAUUCGCUGCAGAAUUCGCCAUGGCGAUGAUCAAGCUGGGAAACAUGGCGGUCCAGGACGGUGAGGUCCGGCUGAACUGCCGUCGUCCCAAUUGAGGAUACUAGAUGAGGCUGUUGCGGCAGCAAUAUAUAAUGUUGCACAUGAGCAAAAUUAAAGUAAAACAAAAGACUAGCAAAAUACCCGCGCCUUGCCGCGGAAUAAUAAGAAAACAUUUAGUUCUUCACCAGCUAUCCUCCAUGCAACUACUUGUCCGCAACUUCUAAUGCAUUUGCCUUGACUACAUAUUUCGGGUAUUA
Messenger RNA from Lolium perenne, 1210 nucleotides. RefSeq names its product peroxidase P7. Gene Ontology annotation, biological process: response to oxidative stress; hydrogen peroxide catabolic process. Gene Ontology annotation, molecular function: heme binding; peroxidase activity. The record is from RefSeq and is a predicted model, not a curated record. Lineage: Eukaryota; Viridiplantae; Streptophyta; Magnoliopsida; Poales; Poaceae.